CAACAAGACGUCCUGCAGUAAGAUCGCCAUGCGUCUCACCGUCCUGCAGCGUGAAGAGGUCGUCCGUGGCAACGCCUGCCGGCUUCCACUCGCUGGGGUGACGAGUCAGGCGGUCAUCCCGCUGCAGGAGGGGAAGAUGCUGCAGUGUCCCGACCUGCAGGAGGUCACCAAGAUGACCGACAGCGAGCCGACCGUCAGCUGGUACCACGAGACCACGAGUUCGCGCUGUGACACGUAUCCCUUCUGGAACACAUACCGUCAGCAGAAAAGAACCGGCCUGCAGUUUCACAUCAUGAUAAUUCAGCACCAAGGUUUAUACUACUGCACGGUCCAGUACCAGAGGAGGGGCAAGACCCUGAGCUUCAGCCGGAGCAUUAACGUCACCGCAGUCUAUCCGUCCAAUGUGUCCAAGGUGCCCACCAUCCUGCACCCAUCCAAAGACCAGGUCUUCAGCGUCAAACAAGACACGGAGGUGCGUCUGGUGUGCAGAGGUCUGUUCCCGUACCUAGAGUCUGGAUGGGACAUCUGGUGGACGGUCGACGGGAAAACGCUGGAUAAACUCCCGGACCAUCAGAGAUUCUCCAAAAUCAACAGUCAGGUGGAUUACGACUACGGGGACCGGACGGAGGAGAGCGUUCUGGUGAUCAAAGACUUCCAGUCUGAAGACCUGAACAGAGAGUUCAACUGCUCGGUGAGGAACGAGAAAGGCUUCAAGACCCGCAGAGCUCAGCUGGAGGAGGAGGUGUCGUUGCCGUCGGUGGAGCUGGGCUGCGGUCUCGGUGUCACCCUGGUCCUCAUGCUGCUCCUCUUCGUGGUCUAUCAGGUCUUCUGGCUCGAGCUGCUGCUGCUCUAUCGCUCGUGGUUCGGCACUGAUGAGCGGCACACAGAUGAUAAGGAGUAUGACAUCUACAUCUCGUAUGCGAGGAACAGCGAGGAGGAGCAGUUUGUUCUGUCCACUCUGAGGAACGUUCUGGAGAAUGACCUCGGAUACACCGUGUGUAUCUUUGACAGAGACAGUCUGCCGGGAGGGACCAUCACAGAUGAGACUCUGAGUUUCGUGGCUCGUAGCAGGCGCGUCCUGGUGGUCGUUAGCCCGGGCUAUGCCUCUCAGGGAUCCCAGGCUCUCCUGGAGUUGAAGGCCGGCAUCGACGGCAUGGCUCGGGGCGGGCACCUGCGGGUGAUCCUGGUCCAGUACAAGCAGGUCCAGAGGCACGUCUGGGUUAGGGAGCUGAAGAGGGCCAGGAUGGCGCUGGCGCUAGUCCAAUGGCAGGGGGACAAGUCAAAGGAGCUGACGUCUCGUUUCUGGAAGAGGCUGAGGGUGGAGUUACCUGUGAGGAGGGUCGGCAGCAGGAAGGAGGGGGGGAGCAGUACGGAGGGGGUCCUGAUGAGGAUGCUCAGUCAGAACAGCACAAACACGCAGUCAGGACUCGUCACCAACACGGUCAAAGAGCCGCACAAAGUCCUCAUCUCUGCAGCGUGACACCAGGUGUUUAGACGUGUUAGAGGAGGUCACAUGACCUAGAGCCAGAGUAACAGGCGGGAAGCAGCUUCCUGUUCCUGUGAAGGGGCUGAUGAUGGCGCUGCAUGGCAUUAAGGAAUUAAAAGAUUUAUAUCCUCACAACCCUGAAUAUUUUCUAAAUUUAAUAAAUAAAUAUCAAAACAGGACUGAAGUUGGAGGUUAGCUAAAAGCUACAUGUUGUUAACCUUGUUUGUAGUCCAAGUGCUCACUGACAGAAGCAUCUUAUAAUGUAAAGUUUUGACAUAUUUAAGAAAUAACUGAACCACCAACUGUCUAACACAAGGUGGCAUGGUUGCAAAUCAUUUCAAUGAAUCAGUGCUUGUUGUGUUCUAGCAACAAAAACAGGACGGAAAGGGUCUUUAGAACUUAUCAGAUCUUUUAUUUUAAUGCUUUGAAACUCCUUCAACUCGUACCUACCUUUGACUUAAGGACCAGGGAGUCUAAAAGAUCUGAGCUGGGAGGAAAUAAAGAUGAUCCAGUCAAGCAGGAGUUUAGAAACCAAAGUACUGAAUGGACAAGUGGAUGUUGAGCUUUUUGUCUGAUUCAGCUGCCGCUCUCCAAAGAAGAACAAAAAAAAA
Messenger RNA from Labrus bergylta (ballan wrasse), 2097 nucleotides. The record is from RefSeq and is a predicted model, not a curated record. Lineage: Eukaryota; Metazoa; Chordata; Actinopteri; Labriformes; Labridae.